AUGGCAUCAUACCUUAGCUGCUGCCUGGCACCAUCUCUGCGGCUUCUCUUGCGAACUGGUCUCAUUUUCCUCAACUUGACGAGCCAAGCUUGCCACGAAGCCUCACUUUGUAUCAUCUUUCAGCGAAUCAGUAUCACAGUCCGUGAUCGGGAAGGACUGCGGCGCGAUGUCGACGCACUUAUCGAGGCUCUCGAGGGUACCAAUUCCUUCCGCUACAUUCAACAAAUCACUAUCAAAGGAGCUUUAAGGCUCAAGUCCAAGAAGAAUGAAGGCUAUGCCACACGUACACCUUACCUGGCUUAUACUGGCCUCAGUGAAAUACUGGACGAGGAACCAAUCUCCUACAACGGCAUGUAUGCGGUCUAUGAUGAAAGCGUCAUCGAAAAGUCUUCAGAAGAGGAUAUGGCAUGGGCUCCGAUGGUCAAUCUGCUCCAAGCCCAGCUCCCACUAAAAGACCUGGUGUAUGACUGCCAGAGUCAAUUUCCGCCAAGUCUGCUCACGACACUUCACGAGCAGCACCCCCAAUGCAGGCUCCAUCACCUCACGUUCAAAUUCCGGACCUUGUUCUGGGGGGUUCCCUAUCCUUACGAGAUGGAGCUUGCUACAUCACCAUCUCUCUACAGAGUGAAAGCCAUUUGUGCUCAACGCGAUAGCGAUGGUGACGACGAUUUCAACCUGGACGCUAUUAUGGAGCUCACUACUGGACUUGCUCCCAACAUAAAGGAGGUCGUCAUUCUGCACUUUUUCCCAGGAGGCUCCGGGAGAUCAAGGCGGCCUCUAGGGACGUUCCAAGGCCUCCCAGGAUUUACUCACGGGAAAAAAGGAUCGUUGAAAUCACUAUCGCUGAAAGGGUGUACGCGACUUAGGACUCCAACGGUGGUACAAAAUUGGGCCAGACACAUAGACUUCACUGGCUUGCAACAUCUCACUCUUGGUGGAUACCUCGACUCCACGGGAUGUGGGCUUAGUGGCGAGACAAUGGAGUGGCUGGCCCAGACUCAGUCGUUUCCCCAAGUCAAAACACUUGGUGUAUGGCUUACGCGCGAUGACUUAUGGUUGGAAAGACCUCGCUACAGUGAACAAGCAGUCUCCUUUUUCCGGAGUUUUGAUAGUCUUGAGCAACUGAGCAUCGACGGGCCAAUCGAUUCCAAAAUCCUGGACAACGUCCUUUACCAUCAUGGACAGACGCUACGGAAACUCAGUUUCCGUCCUUAUGAGGACAACCUCUCCAUGAGCAACGCUCGUGAGCGACUGGACAUACCCUUUCGGUUCACUAAGGAUCGCGUUUUGCAGAUUGAGGCUCAGUGUCCGGUACUAGAAGAGCUCGCAAUCCCGGUCAAGCGCAACAACUCGAGUGCAUCUGAGGCUGAGAUCUACAGAUGCUUCGGGACAAUGAAACGUUUACGAUCUCUGUUCCUGAUACUGGAUUGUUCAGAUUGGCGGAUUUACCGAGAUCCUGCGUAUGCACGCGAUUUUGAUGAGGAGGAUCAAAAGCUCGUAGACAGAGAACAUUUUCCCUUUUUCAAAAGGGGGAACUUGAAGGAAGCCUUCAUCAAUUGCGCAGUGGACGAGACACUGGCCAACUCAAUCUGGAAGGUGGUUAGCGAGAAUAAGAGCGGCAGACAGCUGGAGCGACUCAAACUGUGGCCGACUGGAGCGGGCGAAUAUGGCAAUAGCACCGGGCCAGCACACACCUUCGCAUGUCUUGCCCGCCAUCUGGCUCGAUCAUGGCUAUUCGAGCGGGUUCCGCGGGAUGACACAGACGACUUUACUGUCAGGGAACUGGGGCGAGAGACCAGAAAGGCUCUCAAUGAAGGCGACGCCGGUUACUUGAACUACGGUCAUAAUCCUGAGAUUUGGGAAGUCUUCCGUGCUCUCUGGCCCGCUAAAAAAGGUAGCAAGGAUUUCUCAGAUGAUUGGUCGGGCGUUCCUCUGUAG
Messenger RNA from Zasmidium cellare ATCC 36951, 1938 nucleotides. RefSeq lists its product as uncharacterized. The record is from RefSeq and is a predicted model, not a curated record. NCBI's taxonomy places the organism in Eukaryota, Fungi, Ascomycota, Dothideomycetes, Mycosphaerellales, Mycosphaerellaceae. Bases 1 to 1938 code for a protein of 645 amino acids. The transcript has 2 exons.